AUGGAUUCUUCACCUCCAACGAAGAGAAGGCGAAAUAACAAGAGUGAAGGUACAAACCACAAGUCGUCUUCCUCGCCUGUGGUUGUCUUUGCUCAUGGCGCUGGUGCUCCUUCUUCUUCAGAUUGGAUGAUCAGAUGGAAGGAGAUGUUAAAGAAUGCAUUAGAUGCUGUUGAAGUUGUUACAUUUGACUAUCCCUAUAUUUCUGGUGGGAAAAAAAGGGCUCCUCCAAAAGCAGAGAAAUUGGUGGAGUUUCAUAAAGAUAUUGUGAAGAGGACUACUGAUAAGUACCCUGGUCAUCCUCUUAUCUUGGCCGGAAAAUCUAUGGGUUCAAGAGUGAGCUGCAUGGUUGCCGCCGAGGUGGACAUAGAUGCUUCAGCAGUAAUUUGCUUGGGAUACCCACUUAAGUCCAUGAAUGGAGCUGUGCGGGAUGAGUCUCUACUCCAGCUUUCUGUCCCUGUUAUGUUUGUACAGGGUAACAAAGAUGGGCUUUGCCCCCUUGAAAUGCUGGAAGCUGUUUGCAAGAAGAUGAAAUCUCACAAUGAGUUGCACGUGAUUGAUGGUGGUGACCACUCUUUUAAGAUUGGCAAGAAGCAUUUGCAAAUAAAGGGUUCAACCCAAGAUCAAGCUGAAGAUAUUGCUGUUCAGGGUGUUUCAUCGUUUGUUUCAAGGUGUCUUAAAGGAAAGUAA
Messenger RNA from Dovyalis caffra, 687 nucleotides. The record is from the annotation of a GenBank genome assembly. Lineage: Eukaryota; Viridiplantae; Streptophyta; Magnoliopsida; Malpighiales; Salicaceae.